CCCAGCCAGGCCAGAGGACGCGGGGAAGGUGGGGGGAGUCCUCCGAAGCCAGCCAUUGCUCCCCCCCAUUCCCUCCUUGUCCCGAGGCGGAGGCACGCACUGAGUGUAAACCGAGGGAAAGGAAGAGGAGUCAGCGCCCGGUCUGGGAGGGACCCGUGUUCCUGAGAGAGGUCUACUGCCUGCCUGCCCGGGGACCAGGCUCCGCAAAAGCCUGAGGCCUCUCUCUGAUGGCUGCUGCACCGUUGGGGUUGGAGUUAGCGGUCUACAUCCUCACUUGUGCGAGGCAUAUGUGCGGAGAGCUUUGGAAGCCUGAUCUUGUCGGGAUCCCCAAAGGCCCAGUGUUCAGCCUGAGGAGGACUGGACUUGGCCUGUGUAGCUCUGGUUGGCCUGGAACUCACUCUGUAGAUCACGCUGACCUGAACUCGCUGAGAUCCGCCUGCCGCUGUCUUCUGAGUGCCGGGAUUAAAGUGCGCCACUAUCCGGCUUAUGUUGAUUUUCUUGACAGUACUGGAGACAACACUUCUUCCACUGGGCAACUUCUCUGACCAAGCUAUGGUGAAAGAUGUUUCGCAAAGGCAAGAAGAGACACAGCAGCAGCAGUUCCCAGAGCAGUGAAAUCAGUACAAAGAGCAAGUCUGUGGAUUCCAGCCUUGGAGGGCUUUCAAGAUCCAGCACUGUCGCCAGCCUCGAUACAGACUCCACUAAAAGCUCAGGACAAAGUAACAGCAAUUUAGACACGUGUGCUGAGUUCCGAAUAAAGUACGUUGGUGCCAUCGAGAAACUGGCUGUGUCUGAGGGGAAGAGCCUCGAAGGACCACUAGACCUGAUAAAUUACAUAGAUGUCGCCCAGCAAGAUGGAAAGUUACCUUUUGUUCCCAUGGAAGAGGAGUUUAUUCUGGGCGUUUCUAAGUACGGCAUAAAAGUCUCGACCAUGGAUCAGCAUGGUGUUCUGCAUAGGCAUGCCCUGUAUUUAAUCAUCCGGAUGGUGUGUUACGAUGAUGGCCUGGGAGCCGGGAAGAGCUUGCUGGCACUCAAGACCACCGAUGCAAGCAAUGAAGAAUACAGCCUGUGGGUUUACCAGUGUAACAGCCUGGAACAAGCCCAAGCAAUCUGCAAGGUCUUAUCCACAGCGUUUGACUCCGUGUUGACCUCUGACAAGUCCUGAACUCUGCAGACAAGUGGAAACUGACCCAUUGAGAGCUCACCUUUUCCUGCAUCCGUCUGCAGCCAUAGACUGUUAGAGGGUGUAAAACUUGACCCAGUUUUCUAAAGUGUAAUUUAUAAAAUAUUGGUCUUGUACUAAAAGGUGUCGUUAACAGUAGGUCAACGUCCAAUAAAUUACCUGCUUUCUGGACUAAAGAGAAACCUUGGGGUCGGGACAAACGGCCUGGUACUUAAGAGCAUUUGCAGAGGGUUCAGUUCUCAGCACCAAUAUGGUGGCUCAAAAGUGCCUGUAACUCCAGUUCCAGGAGAUCCGACCUCCUCUUCUGGCUUCCUUAGGUACCAGGCAUACAUGUGGUGUACAUACAUACAUACAUACAUACAUACAUACAUACAUGCAUGCAUACAUGCAGCCACUCACCUGUACACAUAAAAAUAAAAUCUAAGAAAGAUAAA
Rattus norvegicus (Norway rat) is the source of this 1617-nucleotide messenger RNA. RefSeq names its product integrin subunit beta 1 binding protein 1 (gene Itgb1bp1). The record is from RefSeq and is a predicted model, not a curated record. Gene Ontology annotation, cellular component: plasma membrane; nucleus; lamellipodium. Gene Ontology annotation, biological process: cell migration; regulation of signal transduction; negative regulation of focal adhesion assembly. NCBI's taxonomy places the organism in Eukaryota, Metazoa, Chordata, Mammalia, Rodentia, Muridae.